Sceloporus undulatus (fence lizard) is the source of this 1095-nucleotide messenger RNA. It is a transcript of the gene ANKRD22, whose product is annotated as ankyrin repeat domain 22. The record is from RefSeq and is a predicted model, not a curated record. NCBI's taxonomy places the organism in Eukaryota, Metazoa, Chordata, Lepidosauria, Squamata, Phrynosomatidae. Gene Ontology annotation, molecular function: protein binding. The transcript has 6 exons. Bases 178 to 753 code for a protein of 191 amino acids.
GCAAACAUAGGAAGCACUUGUUGCAAACGUACAAUCCUUGAGCCUUUUUACUGCUCGCAGUGAGUUUUGCAGCUUAUAUUGUAAUCACAUUUAAACCAGCUGAAGGGUGACAGAAAGUCAAGUGCCUUCUGCUUCACCAAGAAGGAAAGGAUUCCAGCAGCAGUCUAAAGGAAAGCUAUGGGGAUACUAUAUUCACAGCCCAUUUGUCAGGCAGCAUAUAAUAAUGACCUGAAUGAAGUUCAGCUCCUGCUGGAAGAAGAUAGCAAAAAUCUGAACAUCCAGGACAGUUUUGGUGGAGAUACACCAUUAAUUUGUGCUUGCAAACAGGGGCACAACAGAAUAGCCAGUUACCUUCUAAAAAUGAAUGCUGAUGUCAACAUCAAAAAUAAGAAAGAACGAACAUGUUUGCAUUAUGCUGUCAAAAAACGGUUUGGCUUCCUUGACUAUUUGCUCAUUAUCAUCUUAAUGCCUGUUAUGCUUAUUGGAUAUCUCCUCAUGGUAUCUAAAAGUAAGCAGAAUGAAAACCUAAUCAAGAUGCUACUUAGAGCUGGUGUAGAUGUUAACGCUACUGAUGAUUCAGGAAGAACAGCCCUCCACUAUGCAUGUGAAAUGAAGAACCAGUCCAUCAUUCCUUUACUAAUUGAAGCAGGGGCUGAUCUUUCCAUAAGGGAUAAGGAAGAAGAAACUCCACUGGACAUAGCAAGAAGACUGAAGUUUAUAAACAUAGAGUCCAUAUUGAAGAAGGAAUCCUAGACCCUGGGUUGUUGUCAUUGUUAUUAUGGCUGAGACUAUUGGAUAAUUCACUGUAAUAAGUGCAGUUGCAUUCCCAUUUUACAGUGAGUUCAUGUUUAGAAUGGGUGACAUAUGUGUGCAACAUAGGCACAUAGCAUUGAAUCUGCUGCUCUGUACUGAGAGCUGAUGGAAUUUGACCCAAAGAACAUGUUCAGUUUUGUGAAUAUUAAGCUGUGUUAAUGGUUUGCCUCCCUCCCAACAUAAGAUACCCAUAUGAGUAUCAGGAAUACUAUUUAUUUGUCAUGCCUUAUCUGAAAACAUUGAAGUUUAAAGCAACUUUAGCAAUAAAAACCUUUUUUGUAC